GUCGUUGGGAAGUGAUGCCGUGCCGCAUCACGGUUCACUACUACCCGUUCGGCACCCAUGCGCGUUGUCGGGCUGCCUGCGUGCCUAUGGACUCCGAGUCGUCGACCCCUCGGACGACGACCAGCAGCCCGGCAACGGGGUCGAUCAGGGUCCAGUCCAGUCCAGUCCAGUCCAUGCCUGCUUGCACCUCAAUGCACUACGUACUCUAUUGAUGCGUUCCACCCCCGAUUUGUCCGGCCCGCCUCCAAUGGCGACGAGUAAAGUGGUCCCAGUCAAGGAGCAUGCCUGCCUCGGGGGGGUCGCGAUGGCGCGGGUUCCGAGAUACUUGCUCUUCACACCGCAGAGCGUAGAAAGGAACGGUACGGUACGGUGAUGGUGACGACGGAUGACGCUGGUGAGCGGGCGUUGCUCCCAUUCUGGGCGGUCAUGCGGCGUCAUGUGGCUCCUUGCGGCGCAUACGCACGAGUCCCAGAGACCAUGAGAAAAAUGUUGGAAUAGGUGAGAGUAGUAGCUUCGUAGGCCUCCCAUGGCAGUAGGUAGGCGGGCAGUGGGCUGGAUCGGACACGAAUGAUACCUAGAUGGAUGGGCUCCUCGGCUCGAUCGUGCCCAUUGAUUGUAUCGGCGACGCUGUGGUGCGGCAAUCCAGGUAGCGGGCAGCGGCACCAGGGCACGGUGCAGUACAGCACCUCACAGCGCAGGUGGGCUGCUUCCACUGCUUCUGCCUCUUGGUUGCCCCCCCGCCACUCGCCCAGCAGUGGAGGCCCACCACCACCACCCAAUCCGACCGCCACGCCACGCCGGCAUAUCAUCCCGCCUUCACCUCUCGCUCCCGCCAUCCUCCUCUUCUCUUACACGUUUGAGCGUCCCUCUUCCCGCCCCCCAAAUCCGCCCUCUUUCCUUCCUCGCCUCGGCAUCUCGUCAAUCGACGACGGGUCCCCUCCCGCCCUCGCGCGCCCGCGACGCUUGCGAAUUGACACGACCCGCGCACCGCCACCCAGCACCAGUCACGUCAUCGCCUUCUCUCUCUGUACCCUGCCCUGCUCUCUACUAAGGUACAUACCUACCACCCCGCGGAAGGAAGAAAAAAAAGGCCACCCAUCGCUGCCCGCAAUGGCUGGCCCGACGUCCCCCAGCACCGAGGGUCCCACGUUCGCGCCCCCGAGCCUGCCCGCCGGCUGGAUCGCACAGUGGGACGGCGCGAGCAAGAAGUACUACUACGUGCAGCUCGCGACGGGCGUCUCCCAGUGGGAGGUGCCCACGCAGGCCGUCCACCAGACGGGCAACACGCCCGCCCAUGAGUCCGCCGAGCACCCGUACGGCCAGCCUCCCCCUGGCGGCGUCGGCGCCGGCGCCGCUUCUGCGGGCGCGCCGCCGCGGCCCUCGGAACUUAUCACGCAUCCCGACGGCUCCCAGACGGUCAAGCACCCCGACGGCACCAUGGAGCCUAUCAUGGCCGACGGCUCUAGGGGUUUGGACGGCCCCAAUGGUGACAGAGGCCUUGGUAGCAUGGCCAUGAACGCCCUUCUCGGCGGAAAAGGCUCGGGCGGCGGCGGCGGCGGCGGCGGUAGCCACGGCAGCAAUCCCCUCGGUAGCCUCGCGAAUCAGUUCCUCGGCGGCGGUUCCCACGGCGGUGGCGGCGGCGGCGGCGGCGGCGGCGGCAAGAACAAUGCCGCCGGCAAGCUUGUCGGACAGCUGGCAUCGAACCUCUUCUCCCCGUCCAGCAAGCCCGAGCAGCCGCAAAACUACCACGGCGGACAGAACACGGGCCACGGCCAGCACCAGGGCGGUCUGGCCGGCGCCGUCUUUGGCGGCGUCGCCCACAUGUUUGGGGGCAAGGAGUCUCACGGUAGCGGUCAAAAUUACGGCUAUUCGGGCGCCGGCACCGGCAAUGCCUAUUCGGGCGGCGAAGCCCCGACGUACCACCCGCCAGGCUCCGGUCCGUCCUCGUCCACACAUACACCCUCCGCCUCGCAACCGAGUCAACACCAGCAGCAGCAGCAGCAGCAGCAGCAGGGCUCGUCCCACCACCAAAGUUCCCCGAGCCAGGGCCACCAGCCUCAGAGCCACCAGUCGUACGGCGCCCCAUCAUCCGGCGGCAGCCAAGGUCACCAGCCGCCGCACACCCAGUCCCCGUAUGGUGGGGGCCAGUCGUACGGCGGCCAGCAUGGCGGCCAGCACGGAGGGAAUGGCGCAUAUUCCCAUCAGCCUGCGCAGCAAAGCUACGGCACGCCUCCCGCUGGCGGUCAUCAGCCGUCGUAUGGGCAGUCCCACCAGGGCGCUCCCUCUAGCUAUAGCCAAGGACCUCCUGGGGGCUACCAACAGGGCCCUCCAGGUGGCUACGGCCAGGGACCAUCGGGCGGAUACAGCCAGGGUCCACCCGGCGGAUACAACCAAGGCCCCUCUGGAGGGUACGGCCAGUCGUACUCUGGGGGACAUGGUGGCCAGCAACAACAGCAGCAGCAAUAUGGCGGCCAAAACCAGGCGCCGUACCAUGGCGGUCCCUAUUGAGUGGUCAGGGAGCUGCAGGUCAUAGAAUCAACUCGACGUUUGGCAGCCGCGUUCACUCAAGUCCAGGCUUGAUCCAUGUCGAGAGCAGCUGGAAGCCACCGCCCCGUGCCCUGUCGGGCGAACGAGCACGGGAUUACUCAGGGUGAGUGUUGGGCGAGGGUUCAGCCAGUCGUGUGCUACAUCCUUCGCCCGUGCUCGACGUCUGCGACGAUGGAACGGUCGACCAUGAAGCAUCUGUAACGAAUUUUCGAAAUGAGGUGUGAGCCUUUUGCGUCGUGUAUAUAUCGCAUGUGGUCGUCCAUCAAAGAGUGGCGGGGUGAAAGACUGAGGAGAGUGGAAAGUUUGGCAGCAAUGAGCUUAACCGUUAGUUUUUCUUAGUCUGCUUUAAUGUCUGGUCUUCCGAGGAGCCGGCAACAGACUGAAGACGGGAUGCGAUCCAUCUUGAUGCGAACCAGGUGACGACGCCGACGACGAUGAGGUAACCCACGGUGGGCAUAAGCGACUGAUUGGCCAAGUUAAACACGAAAGGGUCAAGCACAAGAUCUACCAAGACGGGUGGAGGGUUCUUCAUGAGCUCGACAUCGUCGACAAAGUAAUCUGCCGCGGCGCGAAUGUGGACAAGUAGCACAGACGCCUUCCGCGCCCCCGACUUGUUGGAUGAAGCUUUAUGCGGCGCGGGCUCCUGCGCGUCCGACUUGUUGCCAGGCUGGCGGGAGGCGGCAUACUCUGCCAGGGACUGGAUAAGCUCGGGCGUGUCCCAGACGGUGUCGAGCUCAUGCGAGUCCAACGCGAAGAGGCCCAUCUCAUUCUUGUUCUGUUCUGCCUCCAGCGAGGGGGCAGGCGGAGGGCAGGUAUAAACGCACAUUGGCGGCCCAGGAGACAUGGAACUCGUAGCGCUGGCCCUCGACCAGGUUGUCGAGCAGUACCCACGACGAGCGUCCCUGGGACGAGUUGCCCUUGUCGACGGGGAAGACGCGGUCGAGGGUCGUGCGCAGGGUGAGCGUGUCGGGGGUGAGGGC
This is a messenger RNA of Purpureocillium takamizusanense, 3527 nucleotides long. RefSeq lists its product as uncharacterized. The record is from RefSeq and is a predicted model, not a curated record. Lineage: Eukaryota; Fungi; Ascomycota; Sordariomycetes; Hypocreales; Ophiocordycipitaceae. Gene Ontology annotation, molecular function: protein binding. The coding region runs from base 568 to 2508 and encodes 646 amino acids. The transcript has 4 exons.